AAAACAAAACUACGAACCCCUCUCUCACUCUGUUCUUCAUUUGACAACAAUGGAAGAAACAACAACAGAUGCACAGGACAUUAUAUGGUGCAGAGAGACAGUGCCGAAAGUGUUGAAACUCGUUUGUUCAACUUUAUUACUCACUCACACAGACCUUGUUUCUCUUCUCCUCGUCACUCCCUCGCUUCAUCGUACCCUUCUUUCUUCCCAACACCUUUGGCAGUCACUCAAUUUUCGCGAGUUGAAUAAUGCGGGGAAUCGCCUUAUAUCUGCUCUUUCUCUGCCAAGAUAUCGCUAUGUGAAGCAGAUUAACCUCGAAUUUGCACGAGAUGUUGAAGACUCACAUCUUAUCCUUAUUAAGGAAAAGUGUUUUGAUUCUCUUCAAAGCUUGGAGUCUUUAAAUUUGAAUGGCUGCCAAAAAAUCUCGGAUACAGGAAUUGAAGCAAUAACCAGUUGUUGCCCUCAGCUGAAAACCUUUUCCAUCUACUGGAAUGUGAGGGUAACAGAUACAGGACUACUGCAUACAGUGAGGAACUGCAAGCGCAUAGUUGAUUUGAACAUAAGUGGCUGUAAGAAUAUUUCAGACCGAGGUGUACAAUUUGUUGCUGAGAGUUAUACAGAACUAGAGUCGCUGAACUUGACUAGGUGCAUCAAGUUAACAGAUGAUGGGUUGAAGCAGUUAUUGCACAAAUGUCUAUCUCUUCAGAGUUUGAAUCUCUAUGCAUUGUCUAGUUUCACAGAUGAAGCUUACAGGAAAAUAUGCCUUUUGACACGUCUAAAGUUUUUGGAUCUCUGUGGUGCCCAGAAUCUUUCAGAUGAAGGACUUUCCUGUAUUUCUAAAUGCAAGAACCUUGUAUCCCUCAACCUGACAUGGUGUGUACGUGUGACUGAUGAGGGGGUCAUAUCCAUUGCACAGAAUUGCACCUCUCUUGAAUUUCUAAGCUUGUUCGGAAUAGUUGGUGUGACUGAUAAAUGUCUGGAGGCACUCUCAAAGUCCUGUUCCAACAAAAUUACGACCCUUGAUGUGAACGGAUGUAUUGGCAUCAAGAAACGAAGCCGUGAAGAAUUGCUUCAGUUGUUUCCUUAUGUGAAAUGCUUUAAAGUGCAUAGUUAAUGUGUGGUUAGUGGAAGUUUGGAAAUGAAAGCAGUCUUUUUGACAAUGAGGCAUAUAACCUGUAAAAGUUGCAAAUCCAUUGUCAAGCAAUUUCAUUUUUUUUUAUUUUUUUUUAUUAAUUUUUUAGCAUUCCUUUCUGCCUGUGGUAUAUUUGUUAUAAUUUUACCAAUUUGUUGUAAAACAAAUUUGUGUUUC
This is a messenger RNA of Gastrolobium bilobum, 1309 nucleotides long. Its product is annotated as F-box protein At3g58530. Gene Ontology annotation, biological process: SCF-dependent proteasomal ubiquitin-dependent protein catabolic process. Gene Ontology annotation, cellular component: SCF ubiquitin ligase complex. The coding region runs from base 50 to 1114 and encodes 354 amino acids. The record is from RefSeq and is a predicted model, not a curated record. NCBI's taxonomy places the organism in Eukaryota, Viridiplantae, Streptophyta, Magnoliopsida, Fabales, Fabaceae. The transcript is spliced from 12 exons. Gene Ontology annotation, molecular function: protein binding.